Messenger RNA from Astyanax mexicanus (Mexican tetra), 3217 nucleotides. It is a transcript of the gene poll, whose product is annotated as polymerase (DNA directed), lambda. The coding region runs from base 119 to 1798 and encodes 559 amino acids. The transcript is spliced from 9 exons. NCBI's taxonomy places the organism in Eukaryota, Metazoa, Chordata, Actinopteri, Characiformes, Acestrorhamphidae. Gene Ontology annotation, biological process: double-strand break repair via nonhomologous end joining. Gene Ontology annotation, molecular function: DNA binding; DNA-directed DNA polymerase activity. The record is from RefSeq and is a predicted model, not a curated record. Gene Ontology annotation, cellular component: nucleus.
AAACCUGCGAAUCUGAUUGGUCUACUGGAGACCGAGCCCCGGAUGUGACCGUUUUAAAGGGCUGGCUGGCUGGCUGGUGUUGACGGGUAGGGCUUCCCUUUUGGGAACUCUGCUCGAAAUGGAAAAGCAUGGUAUUCUCAAAGCUUUUCCCAAAGUGAAAAGGCACCGUCCAGCUGAAAGCAAAGAGGCACCUCCAGCCAAGAAGACACCAGUUCAAACAGUGACUGGAAAUGUGUUCCAGGGUGUCUCCAUCCACAUAAUCCCCACUGGUAUCGGAAAGGCUCGAUGUGACCUAUUCCACCAACAGAUCGUUCAGAAUGGGGGCAAAGUUGAGCCUAUCUUCAGUUCCAGCUGCACCCAUGUGGUUGUAGAUGAGUCUGUGGACAAAGAGCGGGCCUUGAGGCUGCUGAAGACUGAAACGCUGCCAUCUGCUGUGGAGCUGGUGAAGUGCAGAUGGCUCAGUUCUUGCAUCUCAGAGAAAAGGCUUGUGAGCACCGAAGAGUACAGUCUUCUUACAUCUAAAAGUCCUCAGCAUGUUUCUAUUGAAGAGCCAAAGAAGAGUCCGCUGGGUGCCACUUCUGUUUCUGAGGAAACGGCACCACAGGCUGAUCCUAAAAUAACCCAAGAUGACCCUGAAGAGACGGUCCCGGACACUCAGAACGAACAUCUUGAGGAAGAUGGUGUGUCACAGGACGACUUGGAGGCUUUGAUUAGUGGAGUUAAGUCUAGCGCGGGUGCCCCAGAUGAAGCCCAGAAUGUGUUGGAAAAACCUGCUUUGCCAGGGAAGUGGGUUUGUGCCCAGUCGUCCAAAAUCAAGGGCGAGAACCACAACAAGCACAUCACCGACAAGCUGGAGCAGUUGACCAAAGCUUACACCCACACAGGGGACAAGUGGAGAGCCCUGAGCUACUCGAAAGCUGUUAAUGCCCUUAAGAGCUACCACAAGCCUAUUACUUCAUAUCAGGAAGCAAAUCAGAUCCCAGGGAUUGGCAAAGCAAUGGCAAGUAAGAUUGAAGAGAUCAUGGACAGCGGACACCUGAGGAAGCUAGACAAUUUUGGGGAGUCUGUGUCUGUCCUGGAGCUGUUCACCAACAUCUGGGGCGCUGGUGCAAAGACCGCCCAGCUUUGGUAUCAACAAGGAUUUCGCACAUUGGAGGACAUUCGCACCAAGGCAACUUUAACCCACACUCUGAGAAUCGGUCUUAAACACUACGACGACUUCCUGGAUCGGAUGCCAAGAAACGAGGCUGCUGCCAUUGAGAAAACAGUGGAGGAGGCGGCCCACAGCGUGAACCCGGAGCUGCUGGUGAUAGCGUGCGGCUCGUACCGACGCGGGAAGGCCACGUGUGGAGAUGUGGACGUGCUUAUCACUCACCCAGAUGGCGUUUCACAUAAGGGUGUCUUCAGCAGCGUGCUCCACAUCCUUCACGAUAGCGGGUUUCUGACAGAUGACCUGGUCAGUCACGAGGAGAACGGUGAGCAGAAGAAGUACAUGGGCGUGUGCCGCCUGCCAGGGUCAGGCCAGCGCCACCGAAGGCUGGACGUUAUCGUGGUACCGUACAGCGAGUUUGCCUGCGCCUUGAUGUACUUCACUGGCUCCGCCCACUUUAACCGCUCCAUGCGUGCUCUGGCCAAGACUAAAAACAUGAGCCUGUCUGAGCACUCGCUGAACUGCGAUGUGGUGAGGAACCGUGGCGUUAAGGUGAUACCGGGGAGAGCGCUGAGCACACUGACCGAGAGCGCAGUCUUCGAGCACCUGGGAAUACCUUACCGAGCUCCUCGCGAGAGAGACUGGUAGUGAGGAGGAGUGAGACUGGAAGUGCGUUUCCAGCAUUUCUGCAAGACUUAGAUGCCUAAAUCAUUAAAUUAUAAAGACACUUAGGAAAAGUUAGUCUUAUAAACUGCCCUGAAUGUUGGGUUUCACACAUUUCACAAUGGAAAAGAGCUGAUUGAUUAUUUUUCUGUUUAAUUAGCUAAUUAGCUGUUUUUAAUCUUUGCCAUUAUCCUAUUUCUUCUACUGUGAACAUCUCCCAGUAAAAAAGAAAUCAUGUUAAAGUUCAUAUAAUGUACACACCGAAAUAUUACAAACAAAACAAUCAUGAUUUGUUCAAUGUAAAUGAAUAUAUUUAUAGGUUGCAUGAGCAGUUUGUGCUGAAAUGUAAAUUGUGUGCAUCUGAAACACGAAUGAAUUACUGAAACCCUUAUUUUUUUUUUUUAAACUCCGAUCUCAGGACACCUUUAAUGUUUUAACAAGUAAGGGCAUCAGCUAUCAUUAUAUUAUACCACAGUUAGUUCCGACCCUGCAAUGUGAUUGGCUGAGAGGCGUUUUAUGAGUGCCAUUAUCAGCCAGUACUACACUGUAAGCAAAGCUCACCAUGUAUUACUCCUCCACAUACAGGUAACUGAGCAACGAUGGAGCGCUUACAAGCCAAACAACGCAGCUACAGUCAGAGCAGCAAUGGAACUGUUUUAACUCGUGAAGUGUUUAUAAUCAAACAGGUCAUAUUUUCUUGUCCUCUUUAACUCAAAAUCAUUCAAUAAACAGUGAUAAUGGAACUGUGGUAUAAUCAUCAUAAUGCACUCAAGUUUUGUGCUAUACCGUGUAUUAUUGGUACCUAUGACUACAUUAUAGCACUCCCUUUUGUGUACUAUUGCUUAAUGAUCACUUGAUAAUCAGCUUUAAAGUACAUGUAUUGCUAGCUGUUUGUGCCACUUAAAAACUGCUGCAUAAACUCAUGAGCCAAUUAUCAAGCCCUCUUGGUGUACUGUAAUAACCCCUAAAGAGUUCAAACAAAUGCAUAGGCCACUUAUAAACUAAAACUACUCCUUUUGUUUACUACUUUUUGUUCGAUGAACAUUGAAGCACUGAACAUCUAGAAACACUUUUAUCAUUUUGUUUCAUUAUGAAUUAAAGCCAUAUUUAAAAGGGAAAGGACUCUACGUCAACAUGUUUUGUUAUCAAGUUUUUAUGUAUGGUAUUUUAUGAAACUUGAUUUGUUUUUAAUUGAGUCAUGGAUGUUAAAAACUCAUGUGAAGGAAAACUCAUGUCUAGUAAAAUCAUAUAGGAGCUGAGGUCAGGUAUGGGUAGUUUACUUGUGUUUACGAGAACAGUAGCCAUCAUGACACUGUCAGCUAUUACUGACAGCACAUGUACUGGACUGUUGUGAAUGUAGAAUCAUUGAUAAAAAAAUAAACUAUUAAAACACUAUAAAUAAUA